AUGGAAGAAGAAACCGAUGAUAUGUCGGGAAAAGAUGGUAACGACCAUGUUCUAUCUCUGGGCUCAACAUUUCGCGAUCUUCAGACAGCAUACCUCAUCAUCAGCCUGGUACUGUCGGUAGGGUGCGGACUGCUUCUUAUUUUCUUGGUUUGGAGAAAAGACUAUUUACAAAAGCCCAGUCAUUAUUUACGUUGCAAUCUAGCGGUGGACGACAUCAUCAUCACCAGUUGCUUGAUUCCCUUCCGUAUCUACGCACUUUUCCGGCUAGAUGUUAGCGGGCAACAUGCUUGGUGUUCGGCUGUGGCAGUGAUCGUGAACCCAUGUCUGCUAUCUAUGAGCGGCACGUACCUCAUGAUGGCGAUAGAUCUGUACUAUUUUGUGUGCGAUCCCCUACACUACCAUGACAAAGUCACCACAAAACGUGUGGUUGUGGGCAUUGUGAUGAUCAGGGCCUUCUCCUUCCUCUUCGGACUAGGGCCUACGGCGUUCAGCGGACUGCCCAAAUACAGCCUGCCAUGUGAGAUUGUCCCUGCGAACAGUGCCUCCUUCUCUGCCAUUUUCAGGAACAUUAACCUCAUUGUCUUCUUACUGGUCACUUUCUUCACCCCAACGCUCUACUAUCGCGUCUUCAAGGAAGCCCGGAGACAACAGGAAAGAGAUGAGAAUCGGAACCUGUGGAUCUUUCAGAUCAAGGCAUUCAAGAUGAUGGUACCGCAGGCUGGUGUUUGGGUCAUUUCCGUAGCCACUGUCAUUUUCCGAGUGGCCCUGUCACAAAAUGUGAUUAGUAAAGAGCAGAAGUCACAAUAUGCCGUGAUGGUCGCCGAGCAUGUUUCUAUCCUCCUGUUCCUGACGGUAUCGUCCAUUGCCAACCCCAUCAUCUACAGCUUUCGGCUGCGAGAGUUCCGUCGAGCCUGUAAGGAGCUGUGCGCAUUGCCGACCAACACCCCACCUGCGGUACCGGCACCGCGGCAUGAGGACAUGGAGGUGGCCGCCAUCACCGGUCCUGGGCCAGGUGAACCUGCCACAAAACUAACACAACCUCACUCCUCUGCAGAGCCAGAGAGCCUGAAGCCUUACGACCAAGCAGAGCGGCAGACAACACAGGCAGACAUGAGAACAGGACUUGCGUCUUGUACAGAUCACCGCGACUACAAGACCGCUUCACAGCGACCAUUCCGGCUGACCGUACGGGCAGAAGUACAUGCUGAACCAACACCACGUUCCGGAGAGGACAUCGCGGAAACUCUUCCCGGACAGAUUCACUUAGAUGCAGACUCCACAGACGUCCCUACAUCGAUGGUGGAUACUGAGACCGAUGAGACAACAAUUGGGAACACUAUGGAACGAUUCGCGUUAAAGAAACCACCUGCGUGUCCGAAGAUAGGGUGGCAGGAAAAUGUAAAAGCCAAUGUGACAAAGGGCAACCCUGAAGAUGACAAGACACUGAGAGAAGAGAAAACUUCGUAA
This is a messenger RNA of Branchiostoma floridae (Florida lancelet), 1467 nucleotides long. RefSeq names its product adenosine receptor A2b-like. Gene Ontology annotation, biological process: G protein-coupled receptor signaling pathway. Gene Ontology annotation, cellular component: membrane. The record is from RefSeq and is a predicted model, not a curated record. Bases 1 to 1467 code for a protein of 488 amino acids. Lineage: Eukaryota; Metazoa; Chordata; Leptocardii; Amphioxiformes; Branchiostomatidae. The transcript has a single exon. Gene Ontology annotation, molecular function: G protein-coupled receptor activity.